Xyrichtys novacula (pearly razorfish) is the source of this 31762-nucleotide messenger RNA. Lineage: Eukaryota; Metazoa; Chordata; Actinopteri; Labriformes; Labridae. The record is from the annotation of a GenBank genome assembly.
AUGGCGAGCGGUGAGAAACGACUGUUGCACACGAGCAUCUCUAAAGUGUGUAUGUGUGUGUGUGUUUAAAUGUGUGUGUGUGUGUGUGUGUGUGUGUGUGUGUGUGUGUGUGUGUGUGUGUGUGUGUGUGUGUGCAGCAGCUGACGGUGUGGGCAGUCUGGGAGCUGAGCAGAACCACCUGAGCGUCCCGGUCUCGGAUCAUGGAGCCUGGGCCACAGCCAUGAACAACCUGGGCAUCAUGCCGGUGGGAAUCAGCGGGCAGCAGCUGGUCUCAGGUACCUGCUCUGACCUCCUCCUCUUCCUCCUCCUCCUCUUCCUCCUCUCCUUCCUCUUCUUUCUCCUCUUCCUCUUUGUGAAACCAGGAUGUGAGGAACAUGAUCAAAAACACAAGAACAGGAUAAUUCAUGGUUCAGGUCUCCUUCAUAUUCACAGUUACAGACACACGAGGCGCUCAGAGCAACACACACUAACAUCUGUGUGUGUGUGUGUGUGUGUGUGUGUGUGUGUCAUUUACACAAUAACUACACUAAGCCUGCAUGUUUCAUUCAGAGUCUCACCUUGACUGUGUUUGUGGGAUUGUUUCUGGGAGGCGGGGGAUUUGUAGGAGCCUCUCUCCCUCUCUCUCUCUCUCUCUCUCUCUCUCUCUCUCUCUCUCUCUCUCUCUCUCUCUCUCUCUCUCUCUCUCUCUCUCUCUCUCUCUCUCUCCCUCUCUCUCCCCCCCCAGUGUACAGACCCAGGGUGGUUCUGCUCGUAUAAUAACUGCUGUAUUGUGCAGGUUUAUUAAACGAACGCUUUGUGGAGAUUUGUGAGUUUUUUUUUUUUUUGGUGUUAAGCUGAGAAUAAUUGAAUGAGUGGAUUUAACUGAGCGGGGCUGAUGGAGACAGACGGACGGACGGAGAGAGAGAGAGAGAGAGAGAGAGAGAGAGAGAGAGAGAGAGAGGGGGAGAGAGGGAGAGAGAGAGAGAGAGAGAGAGAGAGAGAGAGAGAGAGAGAGAGAGAGAGAGAGAGAGAGAGAGAGAGAGGGAGAGCUGCUCCACUGCAGCUCUGAGGGAAAUAUGAAGAAGAUGACAUUAUGUUUGAGAAAUGAUGAUGAUGAUGAUGAUGAUGAUGAUGAUCUGACUCCACCUCUGGCAGCAGCAGCAGCUCCUCCCUGUUUGAACACAUGUGGGAACGUUUAGAUCAUGAGAGGAGGACAGAAACCUUCAUCAGAGACACACAAACACACAAACACAGAGACACACAAACACACAAACACAGAGACACACAAACACACAAACACAGAGACACACAAACACAGAGACACACAAACACACAAACACACAAACACACAAACACACAAACACAGAGACACACAAACACACAAACACAGAGACACACAAACACACAAACACAGAGACACACAAACACAGAGACACACAAACACACAAACACACAAACACAGAGACACACAAACACACAAACACAGAGACUCACAAACACACAAACACACAAACACAGAGACACACUCUCAGUUUCCUCCAGGACAGAUCUGGACUCUUGGACCUUCAGUUCCUCCUUCACACAAUCACUAAGAUUAAUUAAAGUUCCUCAGACCUGAAGAUCUGGGAUCAGUCUGAUGGUUCCUCAGUGUAGACCUCCUGACUCUGUCACUCAGAGGUUCUUGGUCCUGAGGCCGUCUCUGCUCCUCCGUCAGGUUUGUGUGUUUCUCCUUUAAAUCAGGAUCAGCAGGUCUGGGAACAGUUUCAGCUCCAGGCUGGUUCAGGGUUGGUCUGAGGUGAGGAUCAGGAACGUCUGUGUGGAUUUCACAGAUAAGGUCUCACCUGGAGGAUAAAAACAGACAGAUGUUUCCAGAGAAGAACCAAAAAAUCUCAAUUAAAUCCAGAAGACCUCUUCUCCUCUCCCCUCCUCUCCUCUCCUCUCUCCUCUUCUCCUCUCCUCUCCUCCUCUCUCCUCACCUCCUCUCCUCUCCCCUCCUCUCUCCUCCUCCUCUCUCCUCCUCUCCUCUCCUCUUCUCUCCUCCCCUCCUCUCUCCUCCUCUCCUCUCCUCUCCUCUCUCCUCCUCUCCUCUCCUCCUCUCCUCUCCCCUCCUCUCCUCUCCUCUCUCCUCACCUCUCCUCCUCUCUCCUCCUCUCCUCUCCCCUCCCCUCCUCUCCUCUCCUCCCUUCCUCUCUCCUAUCCUCUCCUCUCCUCUCUCCUCUACUCUCCUCUCCUCCUCUCCUCUCCCCUCAUCUCCCCUCCUCUCCUCUCCUCUCCUCCUCUCCUCCUCUCCUCCCUGUAGGUCUCUGUGUGUUUUUCUCCUUCUCCAUAAUUCUUCCUGUCUCUUGUUUUUGGCAGAUGCAGCCGAGCUCACAGCCAGAGAAAUGAAGCUAACUCUCUCUCCCCCUCUGUCUCUCUCCCUCUCUCUCUCCCCUCUCCCCCUCUCUCUCUCUCGCCCUGCUGUUAUUAUGAUGAAUGUGCAGCAGCCUCGCUGAAGUCUAAUUUACCUGUGCAGGUUAUCUCAGACAACACUUUAAUGAGUUUUCCUAAGACCUGAAGAAUCUGCGGAGGCGCUGCAGCUGCACAUUCUCAGAUUUGUGAGAUUAUUUCUCUGAGAGUUUUUCUAAAACACAGAUCUGUGUGAAGAAGAAGAAGAAGAAGAGGAGAGAGAGGAGAGAGAGGAGAGAGCAGGAGGAGUGUAGAGCUCUGCAGUUCACUGUGUUCUGAUUCUGCAGGAAAACAAGAGUCUGAGCAGAAAUAUGAGGAGAAAAUCUGCCUGUGAAGAUAAAAAAAAACAACGAGUUUUAAAAAAGCUUUUAUAAAUACAGACUGAGUUUAAAAAGCUUUUAUAAAUACAGACUGAGUCCUGGAAUAAAUACAUUAUUAUCAUUAUUAGAGUUCAGGAUAAUAAAAACACUCCUGAAACUAACAUGAACUCCUCUGGGCUCUGAUUAUCAGUUUGUACGUGUCUACAGCUGUUCAACUAAUUUACAUAAAUGAGAAGAUAACCGUCUAAGUCUAUUACAGUUUAGGUCUAUAACAGUCUAUAACAGUCCAUGACAGUCUAUAACAGUCUAUAACAGUCUAUAACAGUCUGAGUCUAUAACAGUCUAUAACAGUCUAUAACAGUCUAGGUCUAUAAUAGUCUGAGUCUAUAAUCUUAGGUCUAUAACAGUCUAUAAGAGUCUAUGACAGUCUAGAUCUAUAACUGUCAGAGUCUAUAACAGUCUAUAACAGUCUAGGUCUAUAACAGAUUAAAACAGUCUGAGUAUAUAUCUGUAUAUAACAGUCUAUAUAAGUCUAUAAUGGUUUAGGUCUAAAACAGUUUGAAUCUAUAACAUUCUAGAUCUAUAACAGUCUAGAUCAAUACAGUCUAAGUCUAUAACAGUCUAUAACAGUCUGAGUCUAUAACAGUCUAUACCAGUUUAGACCUGUUUUAUCCAUGUCAUGGACCCAGUCUGUAUUUUUAACCAGAGGGUUUAGAGGUCAGUCUUUGAAUGUGUUUUUAGUCUUUGUGGUGGUCUUUGUGGUGGUCUGUACGGUCUUAUUUCCCUCACAGUCUUAGACCCUUUAGGGGGUCUCCACCUCCUGUCCUGUUUUUAGCAUUGUGGUGGUCUUCCUGGUGGUCUGUACGGUCUUAUUUCCCUCACGGUCUCAGUAAUGACCCUGUCCUGUUGUCGGUCCUCAGUUGACCCUCCAUCAGUCGCUGUCAGCUCCUCAAACUCUCUCCUCCUCCUCCUCCUCCUCCUCCUCCUCCUUCUUUUCAUGGUCGGUCUGUAAAAUUCUGGACGGUCUCAGUGACGGUUUCAGUCUUUUCGUUCGAUCAUUCCUUCGUUCCUGCAGCAGCAGAAAUAUUUGUUUGUUGGAGAGACGUUUGUCCUCUCCCUCGGUGACAGCCUCCCUCUCCUCUCGUUUAAAUCACUUUAUCCUCGCCGCUGUCAUGGCGGUGCGGGGGGCGGCAGGCGGGGGAUUUUCUGCUGACGUCGGGUUCCUCCUGCUCUCUUGUUAUUGCAGUGUUGGAGAUAGGAACGUGUGACGCUGCACCGCCCUCCGCCUCCUCCACCCUGCCUGCUCUAUUUUCACCCAGACAGCUGAAACAUUGCUCCUGUCGCCUCUUUAUCUUCUCCCCUCUUCCUCACUUUCUCCUCCUCCUGAACAGAAACAUUUGCUGCUCCUCACACUCCCUCCUCUCUUUUCUCUCUUUCCCUGCAGAUCUCUGUUUUCAUCUGAUCAGUUUUUCUCCCUCUGUUUUUCUCUCUCCUGUUUUCUUAUGUUUGAGAUGAUAAAGAUGAAAUCUGCGCCUCUAAGAAAACCCUGUAAGUCGGCGUUUCCACCUCCAUCCAUCAGUUUUAACCUCCGUCUGUGUGUGUCUGUGUGUGUCUGUGUGUGUCUGUGUGUGUCUGUGUCCUGCAGAGUCUCUGUGCAUCCAGAGGUUCGAGCCCAGUCUUGGUCUCAUCGCUCCCAUCAACCCCAUGAUGGCGGGAAUCAGCCUAGUCCCGCCCCCUCCUGUCCCCCCCGACAUGCCCGUCAUCAAGGAGAUCAUCCACUGCAAAAGCUGCACGCUGUUCCCCCAGAACCCGAGUAAGACCCUCAAACCUCAUCUUUACUUCCAGAACCAGGUUUUAGAUCUUCUGAGGGUCCACCUGGACAAAAACACCAGGUCUCAUUCAGAAGAACCCGGACCCUUUAGCAGACCGGGUCAUUAGAUACUAAAACAUCGAGACCAUAAUCUGAGUUUUUUGUUUUGAUCUCUGAAACAAAAAUGAAUCAACAUCUUCAGCUGAGUCAGAGAUCUGAGGUGUUUCAUUGAUGACCAAAGUAAUAAACUUAUAAACAUGUUGAUGAUGAUGAUGAUGAUGAUGAUGAUGAUGAUGAUGAUGAUGAUGAUCUGAAACUCCUCCUCAGACCUCCCUCCACCAUCGACACGUGAGCGCCCCCCCGGCUGUAAGACGGUGUUCGUCGGCGGUCUCCCAGAGAACGCCACAGAGGAGAUCAUCAGGGAGGUGUUCGAUCAGUGCGGGGAAAUCAUCGCCAUCCGCAAGAGCAAGAAGAACUUCUGUCACAUCCGCUUCAGCGAGGAGUUCAUGGUGGACAAAGCUAUCUACCUGUCAGGUGAGCGGGGAACCGGAGCGGACUCUCUGAUUGGUCUGCAGAGAGAACACUUCUAUUUCUGCACACCUACUCUCCUCCAGCAGACGCUUGUUUGUACAGAGACCUCAGGCCAGUCCAUUAUGGACUACAGCGGGGUGCCGCAGCUCAAGGAAGAACAUUUAUGACUUUUGCUGUCAGGGGAAGUGACACCAGGGGAGCUCACAGUUAUAUGUAGAGAGGAAACCAGGGACAGGUGUCGCUGAUCGGGGGAAAAGCACAUUUUUCUUUGACCGUGGCGUGGGUGGCGUGGUGGAAAACGGUGAUUUGAUUUGGAUUUGAUGUAAUAAAUACCUUUUUUGAACACGAGUUUUCCCGUUUUGGACAUUUGUUGUAAGAGCACCCGUGCAUGCGUCAGUCAGCACCAGAGUUAACCUUUUUCACUUUUGUAUAGCGAGAUAGAGAACAGUCAGCACAAUCACGAAUGUUCUUCCUUGAGCUGCGUCACUCCGCUGUAGUCUGUAAUGGACUGGCCCGAGGUCUCUCUACAAACAAGCGUCUGCUGGAAGAGAGUAGGUGAGUUGUGUUUCGUCUCUUUGCUAAAGAAAUGAGUCAAAGUUAAAAAGAUGUUUGGUGUCUAGUACUAUGUCUGUGACCCUAUAUGUCCUGUUGAUGAAGUUAGGUGCUGUUCUGAGCAUUAUUUGUGGCUAUAGAGUGGUGCUUUGGUUGGGGGCGUGGCUCUCUGUAUUACUAUCCUGCGGUCGUUACUAAAGUUGGUAUAACUAGAGAAGAGUUUGGUCGGCAUGUUUUUUUUUUUCAUUUGUUGGACAAUUUAAGACGUUUUUGACACUUGAUGUCUGUAACAGACUCACUAACAGAGAUGUCUGUGUUUGUGCUGAUUCCUGCCGCCUGUAAAGUCAGGAAACUCUUUCAAACCGAGUCCAAACUGAGUCCAAACUGAGUCCUGGCACAAAUGUAAGAAAAUAAAAACACCUGCAGCCAAAAACUCGAACCACCACCACCAUCGCUCCUCUGCAGCGGUGUCUCCGUCUGCGUUCAGGUAAAUCCUCCGAAAGCCUCGAUAUCCUGAGAAUCAGAACAUUUAGCCAAACAGCUCUCUGUCGUACUCUUAGAACAACAACCUGAGCCUGUGAGGGACAAACAUAAGAGCUGUCCGUCACACACUCUGAUCCGUCCAAGAUAGACCUGCAGACCGAGGACCAACUCGACCCGCUUAAUCCCACAACAAUCCACAAUAAUCUCUAACUGCGGGUUUUCUCCUCCUCUCAGGGUACCGGAUGCGGAUCGGCUCCAGUACUGAUAAGAAGGAUUCGGGGAGGAUCCACGUGGACUUCGCUCAGGCCAGAGAUGACCUGUAUGAGUGGGAGUGUAAACAACGCCUCCUCGCCAGAGAGGAGCGACACCGACGCAAGGUCCACGAGGACCGGCUCAGACCGCCGUCGCCUCCCCCAAUCGUACACUUCACGGAGCACGAGGCGGCGCUGCUCGCCGAGAAACUGAAAGGUGAGACGGAGAGUCAUCGAUGAACCGGGUCGGUCUGAGAUCUGCGUCGUCAUGGUGACGGGGAGGAAAAACAGAUUCAACAAACAAACUGAACCUGAUACUCAAGAGUGUGUGUGUGUGUGUGUGUGUGUGUGUGCUGGGAUGACUCACAGAGGAAGAUCAUCCACAUUUAUUGAUCGUCUUUAAAGACAGAAACAAACAAACUGCUCCGACCUCUCCUCUCACCUGUGCAGGUGUCUUUAUGUGAAACAGACCCACUGAGCAUGCUCAGAAACCUGAGGACCACGGAUUAAUUAUUAUUGAUCAUCUCUGGAUUAUUUUUAUUGGACAGAAACACUGAGAAGGAGGUGGUCAGAGUUACACAGAAGAUACAUAACAGACAGGAUUAGAUUAGAUUAGAUAAAGUUAAAUGUGAGAUUAAAUUAGAUUAGAUUAGAUUAGAUUAAAUAAAAUUAAGUAUUAGAUUAUGUUAGUUUAGGUUAGAUUAGAUUAGAUUAGAUUAGAUUAGAUUGAAUUAGAUCAAAUUAAUUAUUAGAUCAAAUUAGAUUAGAUUAGAUCCAAUUCGAUUAAAUUAGUUUAGAUGAGAUUAGAUUAAAUUAGACUAGUUUAGAUUAGAACAUAUUAGAUUUGAUUAGAUUGAAUUAAAUUAGAUCAGAUUAAAUUAGAUUAGAUUAGAUUAGAUUUUAAUAUAUUAGAUUAAGAUGACAUGAGUUUUUGUCCCAGUUUACAAGAACCGGGCGAGAAUCAAGUUCCUUACAGAAGCAUGUCCGCCUCUGCGACAGUAGGGGGCGAUAUUCCCUAUUUCAGUCGUGUUAUCGUACCCGACUCCCCAGAAACUCGAGGGAGGUGUCGUGUUUGUUGGAGUCAGUCUGAGUUUAUUCAUGACGUUUUUCAGUUUUCUUUAAUACUGAGAAUAAAUCGAUGUAAAAACGGACUGAAGGAUCGAGGUUUGAUGACGAGGUGAUAAAGUCCUGCUACAAUAAUCCAUCAGUCACCCUCAGUCUGCCUUCAGACCACGGAGCUCCUCUCUGCUGAUGUUCAUCUGUAAACUGUUUCUCAGAAAUCGCCACCUCUGUCCACAGAAACGUUCAGAGCGACUGAAUCAUCUCUGCUCCCACUCAGCUGCAUUCACACUUCCUGUCCAUUCAGACACAGAAACACACAGAGGUUUUUAUCACUCUGAGAUUUCACAACAUUCAUGACACUCUCUAUUCAGAAGAUCAGGAUCCACAUGGACGGAGGAACAAACUGACCAAGAAGAGACCAGAUCCGGGCGGUCCGUCUGCUCUUUAGAGAGGAGGGGGGAGCGUCCACGAUUCUCCAACUCUUCAUGGAAAAGGCCUGAAGGUCUGAAGAUCAGGACCGUCCAGUCCUGGUCCCUUUAGUUCAGAGAGUUCUCCAGCUGUUUUUUUAGGGUUACACUCUGACCUGUCUGGUUGUUCCUCUGACUUCUUCUCAGAAACAUGUCUCAGAUCCACUUUUAGAAAUCAGUUUGUCCCCACCUACCGUCACUCCUGUCAGAGCGAACUCUUGUUUUUUCUUGUUUUAACUCAAAGUUUCUUUAUCUUUCAAUUUCUCUCUUCUUGUUUCUUUACUCUUCUGCUGUUCUUUUGGAAUUUCCCCCUCUAAGACUAUUAGAGGAACAUCUUAUCUUCAACCACACAGAGUCAGAAACGCUCAGAAACAGGAAAAGUCAUAAAAACACUCUGGACGGUUUAGUCCGUCACUCCCUGUGAAGAUGACCUUCCUGUCCUCUCUCCUCUCUCCUCUCUCCUCUCUCCUCCUCCGUCAGCGUCAGCAGCAGGUUGUUUGGUUCGUCCCUCGACCUCGAGCCUUUAAAGCGAUUUUUUCACCUCCCUCCUCUAACCUGCAGCAUAAACAGCCGUGUUUCCUCUGAAUAACCUCUUUGAAUCCAUUCUCCUCCUCUAACAGCGGGGGAAAUGAAUUUAAUUCUUCCUCGGUCGUCCCCGUUCAGCUCUGCCUCAUUGUGCUCUCUGUAAUGUGACUGUAAUCUCUGCUGUGUGUGUGAAUGAGUCUUUAUCGGAGCGGGGAAAGUGUCUUCUUACAGGUUGUGUUGCGGCGUGUAUUGAGCUCAUUAAAUGUUCUCUAAUUCACUCUGUUCUGCCGUCAACCGUGCCUCCACAGCUCCGCUCACUUAUUAUUAUUCAAAUGGAGAAAACGCACAAAGGCCCGCCGAGGCUUUUAUGACUGAACGCAGCUCCAGGUUUAGGGGGAAAGUUCCCAAAUCAAAAAACGCCUUUUGUGCUCGAUGGCUGCGACGGGUUCACAGAGGCGUGGACCGCCGCCGACGCCCCCCAGGAGGACGAUUAGAUCUGCUGUUUGUUUAGCCCGACUGAGCGCUAAAGGUCCCGUGAAAUACGUUCAAUAUCAAAGACUGAAAACACAAUCUGUGACUCUGGAGAGCAGACACGCGUGAAGUUCCCUGAUAGAGAAGGAGCCGAUGGAAGAGCGAAGGUCCUCCAAAGAUCCUGGUCUGCAGGAAUAUGAGGGGAGGGGUUAAAAACGCCAUCAGUGACUCUGGAGGGUCACCAACCACGACGGAGAUACUCUCAGAUACAGAUGAAAACGGAGGAAAUGCAGAUGUUGCUCCUAAACCUGGAGAUAUCGUCUAAAACUGAUGAUGCAGCAUCUAUGAUUUCCAGUUCUUUGUUGAAAGGACAGUUGGACUUAGUUGGGGAUAACUCCAGCUGUCCUUUCCAAAAGAGUGUUACCCCCAACUUUCACCUUCAUCCAGAACGUCUACUAAAAGGUCGUAUCCUCCGAUCGUUAAAAGCCUGCCUGAACUAGCACUAGUUUGAUCUUUAGUCAUUUACCUGUAAAGUUCUCCAUCGUCUCACGUUCCUGUCUCAAACAUCUCCGUCCUCCUUCAGAAGUCUGAUGUCUGUCUUUUUCUCUCUAGACGAUAACAAGUUCAGCGAGGCCACGGCGGUUUUGUUCACCUGGAUCGACCGCGGCGAGGUCAACCGUCGGACCGCCAAUCAGUUCUACUCCAUGAUCCAAUCGGCAAACAGUCACGUGAGGAGGCUGAUGACGGAGAAAGCUCAGCAUGAGGAGGAGAUGGAGCGAGCCAAGGAGCUGUUCAAGAACGCCCUGAUGGCCAUCCUGACUCAGUGUAAGGAGGUUUCACUUUUACAGACUUUAAGAAGGAGCUGAGGGACCGGCUCAGUCCUCCAGGUAAGACCAGAACAGCAGACCAGAACAGGAGCCUCAGUUCAGGUCACUGUAGUCCAGUCUUUAUGGGGACUCUGGUCCGGUCUAAUCCAGAGAUUAAUCCAGAGAUUAGACAGGACCAUGAAGCCAUUUUCACCUCAUAUGCGUUCAAACUCUCCUCCAAGCAAGUCUUUACUCAGCCCCGUCUCCAUGGCAACGCCUGUCUCACCAUCCAGUUCUCGAUGUGGUCAGAGGCGUGGAGGUGUGAGAACGCUCUGACCUUUCCUCAGACGGGCUGCAGCAAAUACCGACACACAGUCUAGAGACAAAAGAGUCCACAGGGGGGCGCUCACCUGCUGUGAACUCUGAACCAGAGUCCACAUGAUCAGGAUGAGGUCCACCUCUGUGUCUAUAUCAGAGUCCUGCAGAGGUAAGAGCGGGGGUCUCCAGGAUCUGCAGGCUGGACGUCUGAAAACCAGAAGGUCCAGAAUCAGUCAGUCAGUCAGUCAGUCAGUCAGUCAGUCAGCACACUUUUGUUUGGAUUGUCUUUGUGUUCUUGCCGUAGACUGUAUGUAGAAUGGACACCAAAGCCACUCUGAGAACAGCGCCCUCUGGUGAUGGGCUGCAGUAUAGGUCAUAAACCCCGCCUCCUCAUGGAGCUGUGGACAAACUUUAUAAAUGAAUGACACAGAAUAUAAAUGUUUCUCCCCCCUGGUCGUGAUGCUGGCGGGAGGCGGAGCCAAGUUGUCCAUAGUAAAUACAGUCUGUGGUUCUGGCAGGUUUGUUGAUUCAGAAUCACGUUAAGAUAGAAAAUGUUGAAAAAACGAGACAGCGUCAGAAUGUCACGUAGAGAGGCGACAUUUACCAGGAUGACGAGCUGGAGAGUUUUUACCGUCAUCAGACUGAACAGGUUUUAUUUACUCAUAAUUCAACAUAUUUAGGGCUGAAAAACUCAGUUGGAAACUUUUCACAGGAAUUAACGGGAAUAAAUCUGAAAUUUACUAAAUUGAAGGUUGACCCUCAACAGGGAGAAAGUCAAGAAAGUUCUGAUAAUAUUAUGGGGUAAAUAUUAUAAUAUUUGAAAUCAAAUUGAAUCAAAUGUAUUUGAUCCAUAAUGGUAUAUGUAAGUUAUUUUUCAUUUCAUUGACCCUUUAAGGGUCGAGCUGGUUAUGGUGGUGUUAGUUUCCUCAGAUGUGAUUCUGUUUCUUCAGACUCCUGACAGACGGUUUUCUGUAACCAAUCAAUCAAUUAUACAUCAACUAUCAAAUAUUUCCAGUUAUUUAUCCGACUAUAUUUCUGUUCAUGUCAUUGAUUUAGUGUUUUUAAAAAACUUUUAUUUUAUUCUACAGAUAAAUACCACGUUCGCCAUCGCCACUCAGAUAAAUGUUUUCUAAUUGUAUUAUUUUACAUGGAUGUCUGUUUAUGACAGAAAAGAAUAUAUGUAUAUUUAUGUUUGAUAUGAUACAGUUUGAUUAAUUUCCCCCUAAUUCCCAUAAAUUCCCAUAAAAAGUUUCCAUUUUGGAAUAUUUAAAGAAUUCUCCAGCUUAACUUCCCAUGAAAAGUUUAUGGAAAUUUACCGUAAAUUUUCCACCCCUUCGUGACCGUAAACAUAUUUGACCUUAAACCUGUAAAGACAGUAAUCCUGAGUGAAUCUGAGUCGUCAUCCUGAGUAAACGUCGCCUCAGUGAGUCGAGAAGGAGGUGAAGCUGCAGGUGAAGUAAGUUCAGAGUGAUGGACGGAGGAGAGACCGACACACCCGGAGAUUUCAAGUUAACACGGCAGGAAGAUGAGGAAGUCUCUAUAUUUGACCGGAGUCACCAUCACAUGAUCGUUACCCCGCUGAAGUCCGUCCUCGGCUCAGUGAGUCCGGAGGACCGUCUGUGAUAAAGGGGGACAGCAGACCCAUGUCCCUUUAAACCUCAGAUCCUCAUCAGUCUCGCCGUGGUCGCUCCGUCCGUCGGUGUGUUGGCGGUCUCUCCUCCGUCUGCUGUACGAGCCUCAGGCAGAGCUACAACGCUACAUAAACCGCUUGUUUUGUUUUGACCCUCCUCCUCCUCCUCCCCUCUUCCUCUUCCUCUCCCCUUCCUCUUCCUCAUCCCUCUUCACCCCAAAGUCGAGCAGAUCACCAGCGUUUUCACCGCCGCCACCAGACAAAAGGCAUGGGACCAUUUCUCAAAAGCUCAGCGCAAGAACAUAGACAUUUGGAAAAAGCAGUGUGAGGUUGGUACUCCUUCUUCUUCUUCUCUCUCCUCCUCUUCCUCCUCUUCUCUCUGGUUUCUGAUGUCCCCUCUCAGUCCUCAGAAGAGAGCAGACAGACCUGCGGGACUUCCUGUUGUUGUUUUUGUCAGAGAAAGAGAGACGGCAGAAACGGGCUCUCUGAUCCGGUUCUCCCUCCUGACGUAAACCGAAGAUCUGACGCCUCCUGGAAAGUGUCAGAGCUGCUCAGGGAACAGAUUUUUCCAGGGUUAAGUCUGUGAUAAAUAUUUCAUCCACACAGAAACAUGAGAACGAGUGAUAGAAGGGCGGGGGAAGUUUUCAGCAGAGAAACAGAUCUUUGAUUCAGAGAGUUUAUCCAAGAUUCAUCUGAGAGAAAAAACUUCAGAUUUAUGUUUUUAAUGAAAACCUCAGUCCAGGAAAAGUCUGGACACUGUGUGGAUGACGCUGAGUUUAAGGUGUGCAGGUGGUCGAGUGGGUUAGUACGCCCCAUCGUCCCUACGGCGGUCAGGGGUUCGAGUCCAGCCCUGACCAUGUCCUCUUCUCUCUAUUUCAACAAAAGGCAAAAAUCGACCAUAAAUGCAGAAAUUUCACAAUUCAGUAAAGAGCUGAAUAAAACAAAGUACUUAGUUUUUGGUCAAUUUUCACCUUUUAUUGGUGUUACAGGGUAAAAUGUUGGGAGGUCAGGGCUGGACUCGAACCCCUGACCGCUGCAGGGAUCAUAGUCCUCAUAUGAAGGGUCUGUAAACCCACUCAGCCGUCUGCAGACCUCCUUCAGUUUUAUGUUUGUGUGUUUUUGUUGAUCUGAGGUCAGAGAGUUUCUGAAGACCGUCUGUAGCUUCAGUCUCCUCCUUUAAUCAUUCGUACCUCUGGUAAGUCGACCUGCUCCUGCUCCUCCUCUCCUACCUGUGAGUCAUGAAAACAUCCUGAUGGUGUGAGCUCCACUCCUCUUUCCCCUCCUCCUGUUUCUCCUCCUCCUCCUCCUCCUGUGGGCUCUCCUCUCUCAGAAAUGUACUCUGAGAUCUCAGCUGACAAAUGAACAGAUAAUGAAAAUGGUGGCAGGAAACAGAUCUGAUUUCUCGGAGGGCUGCGGCGGCGGCGGUGCUGAUGGGAGUAAAAGCUUCUCUCUGCUCUGGUUUCUGUCGGCGUCUCCUCACUUUCUCGGCGUUCACUUUAUCAACUUUAAGUGCAUCAGAGCAGCGACUUUAAUGCACUUUUGAACUUGAGAAUUUAACUCAAAGAUUAUUUAAACUAAACAUCCAAGAAUCGACUCAAAGGAAAAGAGGAUCGUUUUAUUAUUUUACCUCCAAAAGUCCAGGAUCUUCUCAGAUGUGAUCAUGUUCUCCUGGUGUCGUCAGACCGGUUCCCCUCUGUGAACGGGUCAGGAAGAAUUAUGAAGGCCCAGUUCUCCUGACACCAUCAGCUGAUGGGUCUGACAACACCGAGCUAGAGUUCAGUCUAGACGUCACGGUGAAGAUGUUUGUACUGUCAGCUUUUCUCCAGAGGUUUGACAAGUUCUGCCUCCUCCUCCUCCUCCUCCUUCUCCAGAUCUCACAGGAUGUAGUCGUGAACAUGUUUCUGUUGCACCUCCUGCACUGUUUGUCUCCUCUUCCUGUGAUGUUCCAGGAGCUGAGGAACGCUCACAGUGAGGAGAUCAUGGGGAUCAGACGAGAGGAGGAGAUGGAGAUGUCCGACGACGACUCCUCCGAGGAGAACCCCUGUAAGAGGCUGCGCACGGAAAACGGUACGAAACCGGGGUCCACAGGAACAGAAUCUGAUGUUCUUGAGAUGUUCUCCUCAUUUAUGGGUCUUCAGUUUGCUGAGAUAACAACAGAUUGGUCAAAAGUCUCCUCCUCUUCCUUCUCCUCCUCCUGCAGGAGUUUGCGACCCGUCCUCGCUGAAGGAGGAGAACGACUCCCUGCGCUGGCAGUUGGAGGCCUACAGGAACGAGGUGGAGCUGCUGAGGAAGGAGACGAGGGGAGCCGGUCGCCUUGACGACGAGCACGCACUAACCAACUCACACGCACCGAGUCCUGAGGCUCAGAUCCAGCUGCUGCAGCAGAGCAUGAGCAACAUGCAGCAGGUACGAGAGCGACAGAGAGAGAGAGAGAGAGAGAGGGAGAGAGAGAGAGAGAGAGAGAGAGAGAGAGAGAGAGAGAGAGAGAGAGAGAGAGAGAGAGAGAGAGAGAGAGAGAGAGAGAGAGAGAGAGAGAGAGAGGGAGAGAGAGAGGGGGCGAGAGAGAGAGAGAGAGAGAGAGAGAGAGAGAGAGAGAGACAGAGAGAGAGAGAGGGAGAGAGAGAGUGAGAGAGAGGGAGGGGGAGGGAGAGAGAGAGAGAGAGAGAGAGAGAGAGAGAGAGAGAGAGAGAGAGAGAGACAGAGAGACAGAGAGAGAGAGAGAGAGAGAGAGAGAGAGAGAGAGAGAGAGAGAGAGAGAGAGAGGGAGGGGGCGAGAGAGAGGGAGAGAGAGAGAGAGAGAAAGAGAGACAGGGGGCGAGAGAGAGAGAGAGAGAGAGAGAGAGAGAGAGAGAGAGAGAGAGAGAGAGAGAGAGAGAGAGACAGGGGCGAGAGAGAGAGAGAGAGAGAGAGAGAGAGAGAGAGAGAGAGAGAGAGAGAGAGAGAGAGAGAGAGAGAGAGAGAGAGAGAGAGAGAGAGAGAGGGAGAGAGAGAGAGAGAGAGAGAGGGAGAGCGAGAGAGAGAGAGAGAGAGAGAGAGAGAGAGAGAGAGAGAGGGAGAGAGAGAGAGCGAGAGAGAGAGAGAGAGAGACAGGGGGCGAGAGAGAGAGAGAGAGAGAGAGAGAGAGAGAGAGAGAGAGAGAGAGAGAGAGAGAGAGAGAGACAGGGGCGAGAGAGAGAGAGAGAGAGAGAGAGAGAGAGAGAGAGAGAGAGAGAGAGAGAGAGAGAGAGAGAGAGAGAGAGAGAGAGAGAGAGAGAGAGAGAGAGAGAGAGAGAGGGAGGGGGCGAGAGAGAGAGGGAGAGAGAGGGAGAGAGGGAGAGGGAGACAGAGAGAGGGAGAGAGAGAGAGAGAGAGAGAGAGAGAGAGAGAGACAGAGAGAGAGAGAGAGAGAGAGAGAGGGAGAGGGAGAGGGAGAGAGAGAGAGAGAGAGAGAGAGAGAGAAGGGGAGAGAGAGAGAGAGAGAGAGAGAGAGAGAGAGACAGAGGGCGAGAGAGAGAGAGAGAGAGAGAGAGAGAGAGAGAGAGAGAGAGAGAGAGAGAGAGAGACAGGGGGCGAGAGAGAGAGAGAGAGGGAGAGAGAGAGAGGGAGAGACUUUUGACUUUUAACAAACUUUAUUUUUGAACCAUUCUGACAAAAUCUUAAAACCAGAUUAGUACUGUUGGUUUAAAUAAAUAGUAACACACGCGCACACACACACACACAUACACACACACACGCGCACGCACACACACACGCACGCACGCACACACACACAAGCACACACACUAAAAAUCAGUCCUUUAGAAAUUCAGCACUAAGGAGCCAUUUUCCUCCAGUGAGCACAGGACUUGUCCGAUAGCCCACACAUCCCUGAAACCAUCCAAAUUUUCCGUCAGUUUAUAAAAGGUGUGCUCAACCCUGAGACGUGCCGCCACCAAGCCUUUGAGGCAACAGACCGGGUCAGUCCAGUCCACCCCAAGAACCUUGUUUUUGCGAGUCUUCCAGAUGGCUAAUUUAGCACUCGCAAAAACAAAGUUGAGCAAUACCACUGAUUUCUUUUUCUUGGGAGUGUAUUUGGGUCCAAAAACAAAGAGUGGGAACGAGAAAACCUCCCCCAAACCCCCCACCCACUCCUGCACCACUUUAAAAAGAGCUGCCAGUCUGGGACAGGACAGCACCAGGUGCUCUACAGUCUCUGACUGGGAGCAGAAUGGACAUCCCUCCCCAUUGGCCGGAUCAAGGUGAGCUCUGUACCUGUUUGUGGCUAUCGUUCCGUGUAUAAUCCUCCAUUGGAGAUCCGCUGUGCGUUUCUCAACAGGAGGCUUAUACAGGACCCUCCAGCUGCCAUUAGGGGAAAAGUCUGAGCCAAAAACCUCUGUCCACCUCGACUCUCUGACUCCCGUGAGGGAGCGCAGGUUGAGUACUUUGACACAGCUGAGGUACAGCUGCUUCCCUGUGCAGGAGCUGAAGGCUCCCAGUACUGGUCUCUGUAACGUCAGCAACAGUCCACUCUCCUCCCUCCAUUCUCCCACUGCAGGACUCACACUCAGGGUGGGGAAGAUGUAGUCUUGGCCCUCUCUCCAACGUUCAGCCAAACCCCGUCCCUGAGCAAAAGUCCGGAGGGGCCCCGACAGAGACUGCCACACCUCCUUCACCAGGUUCAGCAGCACUCUUGUUGAUCUUACUCCGGUCAUGUCAGCCAGACUCUCUACAGGUGUUCGUGUGAGAUGUCCAAGCUUAACUACUCCAGCUUGAGUGAGGACACUUUUUAAGGUGUUAGAUAAAACCGUGGUGGUAACGAGAAGGUCAUUGUCAAAAAGUGGCUCCUCAAACAGCCACAUCCCAAGCUUGGGGUCAGAUGGUCGAGUGGCAACCAGAGUCCUCCACGCAACAAACACAGAGUUGUAGAAAGGUGUAAGAUCAGUGAAGGUGAGAGCAGGGGGCUUCAGGAGAAACAGCUGUUUGUCGAGGCGAAGCCGCCCAGCCUUCCGGAGCAGCAGCCGAGCUACAUCCAACCAGCAGUGAGAAGGUCCGUACAGGAAACGUUGAGCUGCCUGAAGCCUGAAGGCAGCGGUCCUGGAGGCGAUGUCUAUCAGGCCCUGCCCCCCCUCUGCCACAGGAAGGUAUAGGACUGACGCUCGAAGCCAAUGGUGACCCGACCAGAAAAAGUCCACCAGGAGUCGCUGCAGCUGUCCCACGAGGCUUGGUGGAGGGUCCAGAACUUGGAGCCUGUGCCACAGAGACGAGGCCACCAGGUUAUUGACGAUCAGAGCUCUUCCCCUGUAAGACAUCUGAGGUAGCAACCAUUUCCAUUUAGAUAACUUGGCUUUCACCUUCUCCAGCACUCCCUCCCAGUUUUUAGCAGUGGUUUCCUCCCUACCCAAAUACACUCCCAAGACCUUGAGCCCUCUGCUACCCCACCUAAGGCCACCAGGAAGACUAGGGGUGCUUCCUGUACUCCAGUGGCCGACUAAAACUGCCUCGCUCUUCUCCCAGUUUACUUUGGCUGAUGCAGCCCUCUCAUACAGAUCCAGGCAAUGCUUAAGUUCUUUAACAUCUUCCUGGCCCUGAACAAAAACAUUCACAUCAUCAGCAUAUGCUGACACAAUCCCCUUAACCGCCUCCUGAGCAGACAAAGAAGGGGCUCAAUGGCCACACUGUACAGCUGACCAGAGAGGGGGCAGCCCUGCCUGAUGCCUCUGCUCACUGGUACAGGACUGCUUAGUCCACCCCCCACUUUAACCACACAACAUGCACCCGUGUACAACAGCUUCACCCAGGACAAGAAGUGCUCCCCAACACCAAAGGCCUGCAGUGUGGAAAAUAAAAAGGAGUGAUCAACACGAUCGAAGGCCUUCUCCUGGUCAAUUGAGAGUACACCAGUCUUUAAAUUAUAGAGUCUGCACACAUCAAAAAUGUCUCUCAUUAAAAACAGAUUGUCCAGGAUGGAUCUGUCAGGGACACAGUAGGACUGAUCAGUACCAAUAAAACCAUCCAUAAACACCUUCAGUCUAUUAGCUAAAACCUUUGACAGUACUUUAUAGUCGCUACAUAACAGGGCCACUGGUCUCCAGUUUUUAAGUAGGGUGAGGUCCCCCUUCUUGGGUAGCAGCGAUAUUACUGCCCGCCUGCAGGAAGCUGGAAGAGUUCCCCUCUGGAAGGACUCCCGAAACACGUCCAGAAGAUCAUGUCCCAGGGUAUUCCAAAAGUGUUUGUAAAAAUCCGCUGGUAACCCGUCCAUACCCGGUGCUUUGCCUGAGGCCAUGUGUUUUACUGCAGAGGUUAGCUCCUCCAUGGUAAUGUCGAGGCUCAGGGCAUCCCGAUCUGCUGGGCUCAGUUGAGGAAGGUCCUGCAGGAGUUCAGCUGCAGCCUCUCCAUCACAUUGUUCCGCUCGAAACAGCUCUGAGUAAAAGGACACUGCAUGCCUCCUCAUCUCAGCGGGGUCUGAGGUUAACCCCCCAUCAGGCAGACUGAGACACACCAUUUGUUUUUUUUGGGCUUCUGACUUCUCCAGGUUAAAAAAGAAGGUUGUUGGUGCAUCAAUGUCCUUGAUGGCAGUGAAGCGGGCUCGGACCAGGGCUCCUUUGGCUUUCUCCAGGAGGAAGGAGUUCAGCUGCUGUUUUUUGGAGAGCAGCUGCUCAGGGUUCCCCACAGGCACACCCUCCAGCUCCCCGAUCUCUGCCUCCAGUUGGUCCAUGGCCCUCCGGACGUCAGCAGUGGAGUAGGCGGUGUACUGCUGGCAGAACACCCUAAUCUGUCCCUUUCCUACCUCCCACCACUGACCUAGAGAGGGGAAAUUCUCCUUCCUUGACCUCCAUUCAGCCCAAAAUAAUUUAAAAUUAUUACAAAAGUUAAAAUCAUGUAAAAGCUUAACUUUCCAGGAGAGGUUAAAACCAUUUCUAAUAAAACUAAGUGAUGGUCUGUGAAGCCAACAGGAUGGAUUUGACACCUGGCUGCACGACUGCUAAAAGAAGAGGACAUAUAAAAUCUGUCGAGUCUGGCUGCACUGACCAUGCCGUCAGAGACUCUCACCCAAGUGUACUGUUUAUCGGUGGGAUGUUUUAACCUCCAGAUGUCGACCAGGUUAAACUCCGUCAACAUCUGAGCCAGGAAAGAGGAUGAUUGGGACUGGAGCUCCUGCCCUAUCCUGUCUAAGGUGCCAUCCGUACAGCAGUUCCAGUCCCCUCCCAUUAUUAUGCACUCUCCCUGACUGCUGCUGUUCCCUAAAACGUUUUUUAAUAAAUUAAAUAAGACUAAACGUUCAGAGCUUUGAUUGGGUGCAUAGAUAUUAAGAAAAGUGAAAGCAAACCCCAGAAUUUCCACCUUCACCAUCAAAGCUCUUCCCGCCAUGAUUUCUGAGCUGGAUAAAAUGUUUACCGGUAAGGAGGGGGAGAAUAAAAUACCCACCCCAGCACUUCGAUUGGAGCCAUGGCUGAGUGCGUACUGCCCCCCCCACCAAAUUCCCCAGUCUGUCUCAUUAACACUGUCACUGUGUGUUUCUUGUAGAAAGACGACCUCUAUCUUUUUCUGUCUGAUAAUUUCAGACACUAGAGCUCUUUUCUGUGGACUUCUACCCCCAUUAAUAUUUAAAGAUGCAACUGUAAAGGGCUGCAUGUGAGGAGAAGACAGACAGAGCAGCAGGAAAGACAGACCAACACAGCAAAGAGAAAACACCUGGUAUUGUACAAUCAUUCUGGAUUACUUGGAAACUUUCCUUUUUUUCAAUAUCUGUUUACCUUUAAGAAUUUUCCUCACAUUAGACACAUGCUUUUUGAGGCGAUACCUUUUUUUAUUACAUAAAAACUCCUUACCUACGACCUUCUGCAGAGUGUCCACAGACCGGACAAACUUCUGCAUAUCUGGGAAAUAGUCUGUGACCUCCACUGAUCUCCCAAAGGAGUCAUCUAGAAACUCUGUCACCUCCUCAAGAGAGUAUAGGUCUGGAUUUAGUGACACACUGUCUGCUACAGAGACACAAUCAGAGUCUACAUCAGCAUCUGAGAAACCUACUGCCUGUUGACUGUGAGCUGGAGCAGCCCGAGAGUCAGUCCUCAGCUGCUGCGCCGUGCCAGCAGCCUCCUCCUGCAUCGGCUCACCUGCAGCAGCCCCACCCUGCUCAGGAGCGCAGGUCUCCGCCUGCCCUGCUGUGUGAGCCUCAUCCUGCUCCACACUGAUCUCAUCCUCACACUCUUCAGUCACACAACUCAAGGGCUGAUUUUUCACCAUUCCAGGUCCAAAACCCAAAACAGACUUUAGCGCCGCCCCGCGCACCGGGCCGGCGGCGGCCACCGCCGAGCCCGAGGGACCGGCGGCAGCCGCCGCCGAACCCACGGAGCCCAAGGCAGCAGGCGCCGGACCCGAGGGACCCGCGGCAGCCGCCGCCGGACCCACGGGAGCCGCGGCAGCCGCCGCCGAGCCCGAGGGACCCGCGGCAGCCGCCGCCGCACCCACGGGAGCCGCGGCAGUCGCCGCCGAGCCCGAGGGACCCGCGGCAGCCGCCGCCGGACCCGCCACACCCGAGACGGCCGCAGCACCGCCCCACACCGGCCUACCGGCCCCACCGCUCACCUCCCUGCUGUCAUCUUCAGCGGGUCUCACCGUGUGCUGUCGGUGAGGACAAGCGACACGUUUAUGGCCCACGUCUCCACACUCAAAACUACUCCCUGAGCUAGCAUACACCAUGUAAAAACCUUCCUCGUGUUUUACACGGAAGGACACAUCCAGUGUCUGAGCUGGAGAGUCUAAAAACAUGAAGACCUGUCUCCUCAGAGACUGAACAUGCUUUAGCUUAGCAUCUUUACAUCCCAAAGCAACAGUACGAAAACCACUGGCGAACUUACCGAACCGCUUGAGCUCCCGUUCCAGCGCUUCAUUCGGGAUGAAUGGAGGGACGCCGGACACGGUGGACGGCAGAGCCAGCGGGGAAACUUGGAUAAACUCCUCGUUGAGGGUUAAUCCAUCCUCAAUAAGUUUGGUAACAUGUGUCUGUUCUUUUAGAAACACUACCACGGCUUUGUUCAUGCGGGAGGCAUAUGAGAUAUUACCGUGGCCCACCUGGUCUCCCACAGCCAACAGGACCUGCUCCACAGAGGAGGCCGGCGGUGGCACCAGUCUCACGCCGUGUCUCAGGGACGCUGGCGGAGGUGGCGUCUCAGAGGACGCCAUCCUCGCCACGAGGCACGAAGAAAACACACAAAAAACACUGAACUGUUUAACCAAAAGUUAUGAACAAAUAAUCCAAACAAUGACCAUUCAAUACAGUGACGAUAGAAGAAAGAAAAGAAACGAAAUUAGAAAAAAAGUUGAAUCAAAGAUUGAUUCGCUCUCAGCUCUCAGCACUCACAUGCCAUCUCCAGAGAGAGAGAGAGAGAGAGAGAGAGAGAGAGAGAGAGAGAGAGACAGAGAGAGGGAGAGACAGAGAGAGAGAGGGAGAGAGAGAGAGAGAGGGAGAGAGAGAGAGAGAGACAGCAGUCUGGUCAUGAGGAUGAUGAAGAGAUGCUGAUUCUAGAAGUCUAGAAGUAGAUUUCCUCCUUCCUUCCUCACAGGGUUAAACCUGCAGACGGAUCAGAACGUGUGAAUGUGACUCUGUUCAAAGGUGUGUGUGUGUUUAAAGGUGUGUGUGUGUGUUUCAAAGUGUGUGCUCAGGCAGGUCGGCGUCAGAAAACAGCUGCGAGCUGAGUUUAUUUACUUCCCUGAAGCAAACACAAAAACAAGCAGAGUGUUUUUCUGCGCUGACUCAGAGCCCUCCCAUGAUGCUUUGCUGCUCCAAUUCCAUAAACACGCUGGCGGUUUGUUAGAGCGCGGCGCUCGUUCGGUACGAGUUAGCCUGAUGUGACUCGACUUCCUGUCUGUCUCAAUAAAAAGUGACAGCGCUGAUAGUAGCAGGCACGUAACACACACACACACACGCACGCACACACGCACACACACACACAGCCUGCUGGCUUGUUUUAGUGUCUCUGAUCUGACUGCUCUCUGACUGAGGAAACGUCACCAAACUGUCACUCCUGGUUUGUCACCUGAUCUUCCUCCUGCAGCCGACGUGACGAUCAAACUCGGAGCUUCGCUGGAAUUAAAACCGUCCGAUCAGAUACAGAAACGGAGGAGAAAAAGAGGUCAUUUGGAGGUCACACGUGAAUACAGAUUAUUGUGUCUGUCUUCACUAACAUGUGAGUGUGUCUGUGUUUGCCUCUGCAGCAGCUCUUGAGUCUGCAGGAGAAGCUGAAGAGUAAAGAGGCAGAGCUGGAGAAGGCCAGAGAGGAGCAUCGUUACCUGGAGGGGGAGGUGCUUACGCUCAGAGACAAGGUGUGUGCCGGCGCUCUCAGUUGAUCGAGUGGAUCAGGGUUUGGUUUGGUUGAUCGUCUCUGAAUCUGCUGAGACUGAACAGUUUCUGCAUCUGAACAUGAAACACAGCCGACAGUCGGGUUUACUUAACGGGAGUUUUAGGUCCAAAACACACACACACACUCUCACACGCACACACACACACUUUCAUGUCUGUGCAUCACUGUAAUUCACCUGAGAGAAACCCAGAGGGCCUGAUUCCUUUUAAAGUGCUUUACUUUAACGGUCUGUACACACACACACACACACACACACACACACACACACACACACACACACACACACACACACACUGUGUUUUAAAACAUUGGACUGAUGGUGGGGGUUGAAGGACACUGGGUUGCCAUGGUAAUGGUUAUGUCUGGAUGUUUUUCCUGCUGAGUGGAGAGUGGUUUGACCUCAGGCAGGCCAAAGUGUUUGUAUGUGUGUGUGUGUUGUGUACUUUCCUACCUAUCCAAGAGGGGAAUUUGGCGUUGUGAUACUUCCACCAAGAGGGGACCUCAUAGCCAACAGGGUCAUUUUUUAGGUCCCCUCUUGGUCAUGCUGUAAAUCAUGCUAAAAUCAUGUGUAACACACUCUGGUGAAGUUUUUUUUAAUUUGAGCCAAGUGGGGGCCUGAAAGUGUGUGAGUGUUUAAGUCCAUGCGAGGCUGUCCCCCUGUAGGCUGGGGCUGGAAUGACAAUGUCCCUUAAGCACACGUCGUUUACACACACUCCCUGAAGGUGUGAAUGGUUUGCACUGAGGGCAGCCUUUCAGACUGCAGAGAAGUGUUUAACAGGUGUUACUAUGUGAAGAUUUAAUAUUUUUGGAUGAGAAAAUUCAUAUUUCAGUAUGAAAAAAUGUCAUUUUGUAUGAUAAAAAAUCUCAUGGUAUAGUGUGGUAAAAAUUUCAAAUUUUAGUGUGAAAAAAAUGUUCAAAUUCAGUAUGAAAAAAUUUCAAAGUACAAUAUGAAAAAAGUUUCAUGGUAUAGUAUGAAAAAAUGUCUAGUAUGUUAAAAUUUGAAAUUUUUGUGUGAUGAAAAAUCUAAUAGUUUGGUAUGAAAAAAAAAUGUCAUAGUAUAGCAUGAUAAAACUGUCAUAGUGUAGCAUGUUAAAAAUUUAAAAUUUUAGUGUGAAAAAAAAUUAAAAUUUCAGAAUGAAAAAAAUGUCAUAGUAUUGUAUGAUAAAAAUGCCAUAGUAUGGCAUGAGAAAACUGUCAUAGAAAAGUAUGUUUACAGUUUCAAAUUUUUGUGUAAAAAACGGAAUCAAAUUUAAGAAUGAAAAAAAAUGUCAGGAUAGAAUGAUAAAAAUGUCAUAGUAUAGUAUGAUAAAAAUGCCAUAGUACAGUAUGUUGAAAAUUUCAAAAUUUAAUGUGAAAAAAAAAUCAAAUUUAAGAAAGAAAAAGAUGUCAUUGUAUUGUAUGAUAAAAAUGCCAUAGUAUAGUAUGUGGAAAAUUUCAAAUUUUAGUGUGAAAAAAAAAAAAGUAAAUUCAAGAAUGAAAAAAAUGUCAUAGUGUAGUAUGAUAAAAAUGCCAUAGUAUAGUGUUUUAAAAAUUUUAUAUUUUUGGAUGAAAAAAAGAUGCCUAUUUUAGUAUGAAAAAAAUGUCAUAGUAUAGUAUGAUAAAACUAUCAUAGUAUAGUAUGUUGAAAAUUUCAGAUUUUAAUGUGAAAAAAAAAUCUAAUUUAAGAAAGAAAAAGAUGUCAUUGUAUUGUAUGAAAAAAAAUGCCAUGGUAUAGUAUGUAGGAAAUUUUAAAUUUUAGUGUGAAAAAAAAAUCGUGUUUUAGUAUAGAAAAUUAAUGUUAAAGUACACUAUGAUAAAGCUGUCAUAGUAUAGUAUAGUAAAGAUCUUUUAUUUUUGGAUUAAAAAAAGAUUCGUAUCUUAGUAUGAAAGAUGAACGUCAUAGUAUAGUAUGAUAAAAAUGCCAUAGUAUAGUAUGUUAGAAAUUUUAUAUUUUAGAUGAAAAAAAGAUUUCUAUUUUAGAAUGAAAAAAAGUCAUAGUAUAGUAUGAUAAAACUGUCAUGGUAUAGUAUGUUAAAAAUUUCAAAUUUUAGUGUGAAAAAAAAACAAAUUUUAGAAUGAAUAAAAAAAGUCAUAGUAUUGUAUGAUAAAAAAUGCCAUAGUAUAGUAUGUUAAAAAUUUCAAAUUUUAGUGUGAAAAAAAAAUUAAAUUUAAGAAUGAAAAAAUGUCAUAGUAUAGUAUGAUAAAAAUGCCAUAGUAUAGUAUAUUAAAAAUGUCAAAUUUCAGUGUGAAAAUUUUUUUAAAAUUUAGCAUGAAAAAUGAACGUCAUAGUAUAGUAUGAUAAAAAUGCCACAGUACAGUAUGUUGAAAAUUUCAAAUUUCAGUGUGAAAUUUUUUUUUAAUUUAUCAUGAAAAAAAUGCCAUAGUAUUGUAUGAUAAAAAAAAUGCCAUAGUAUAGUAUGUUGAAAUUUUCAAAUUUUAGUGUGAAAAAAAAAAUUAAAUUCAAGAAUGAAAAAAAUGUCAUAGUGUAGUAUGAUAAAAAUGCCAUAGUAUAGUGUGUUAAAAAUUUUAUAUUUUUGGAUGAAAAAAAGAUGCCUAUUUUAGUAUGAAAAAAAUGUCAUAGUAUAGUAUGAUAAAACUAUCAUAGUAUAGUAUGUUGAAAAUUUCAAAUUUUAAUGUGAAAAAAAAAUCUAAUUUAAGAAAGAAAAAGAUGUCAUUGUAUUGUUUGAAAAAAAAUGCCAUGGUAUAGUAUGUAGGAAAUUUUAAAUUUUAGUGUGAAAAAAAAAUCGUGUUUUAGUAUGGAAAAUUAAUGUUAAAGUACACUAUGAUAAAGCUGUCAUAGUAUAGUAUAGUAAAGAUCUUUUAUUUUUGGAUUAAAAAAAGAUUCGCAUCUUAGUAUGAAAGAUGAACGUCAUAGUAUAGUAUGAUAAAAAUGCCAUAGUAUAGUAUGUUAGAAACUUUAUAUUUUAGAUGAAAAAAAGAUUUCUGUUUAAGAAUGAAAAAAAAUGUCAUAGUAUAGUAUGAUAAAACUGUCAUGGUAUAGUAUGUUAAAAAUUUCAAAUUUUAGUGUGAAAAAAAAACAAAUAUUAGAAUGAAAAAAAAAAGUCAUAGUAUUGUAUGAUAAAAAAUGCCAUAGUAUAGUAUGUUGAAAUUUUCAAAUUUUAGUGUGAAAAAAAAAUUCAAAUUCAAGAAUGAAAAAAAAGUCAUAGUAUAGUAUAAUAAAAAUGCCAUAGUAUAGUAUGUUAAAAAUUUUAUAUUUUUGAAUGAAAAAAAGAAUUCCUAUUUUAGUAUGAAAAAAAAUGUCAUAGUAUAGUACGAUAAAACUGUCAUAGUAUAGUAUGUAGAAAAUUUCAAAUUUUAGUGUGAAAAAAAAAUCAAAUUUAAGAAAGACAAAGAUGUCAUUGUAUUGUAUGAAAAAAAAUGCCAUAUUAUAGUAUGUAGGAAAUUUUAAAUUUUAGUGUGAAAAAAAAAUCGUAUUUUAGUAUGGAAAAUUAAUGUUAUUGUUCACCAUGAUGAUAAAGCUGUCAUAGUAUUGUAUAGUAAAGAUUUUUUUAUUUUUGGAAAAAAAAGAUUCAUAUCUUAGUAUGACAAAUGAACGUCAUAGUAUAGUAUGAUAAAAAUGCCAUAGUAUAGUAUGUUAAAAAUUUUAUAUUUUGGAUGAAAAAAAGAUUCCUAUUUUAGAAUGAAAAAAAGUCAUAGUAUAGUAUGAUAAAAAAUGCCAUAGUAUAGUAUGUUAAAAAUUUCAAAUUUUAGUGUGAAAAAAAAUCAAAUUUUAGUAUGAAAAAAAGUCAUAGUAUAGUAUGAUAAAAAUGCCAUAGUAUAGUAUGUAGAAAAAUUCAAAUUUUAGUGUGAAAAAAAAUUUUUAAUUUAUCAUGAAAAAAAUGUCAUAGUAUUGUAUGAUAAAAAAUGCCUUAGUAUAGUAUGUUAAAAUUUUCAAAUUUUAAUCUGUGAAAAAAAAUCAAAUUUUAGAAUGAAAAAAAAAGUCAUAGUAUAGUAUGAUAAAAAUGCCAUAGCAUAGUAUGUUAAAAAUUUCAAAUUUUGGUGUGAAAAAAAAAUUUAAUUUAAGAAUGAAAAAAAUGUCAUAGUAUAGUAUGAUAAAAAUGCUAUAGUAUAGUAUGUUAAAAAUUUUAUAUUUUUGGAUGAAAAAAAGAUUCCUAUUUUAGUAUGAAAAAAAUGUCAUAGUAUAGUAUGAUAAAACUGUCAUAGUAUAGUAUGUUGAAAAUUUCGAAUUUUAAUGUGAAAAAAAAUCAAAUUUAAGAAUGAAAAAGAUGUCAUUGUAUUGUAUGAUAAAAAUGCCAUAGUAUAGUACGUUGAAAAUUUCAAAUUUUACUUUGAAUAACAAAAUCAAGUUCAAGAAUGAAAAAAGCUGUCAUAGUAUUGUAUGAUAAAAAUGCCAUAGUACAGUAUGUUAAAAAUUUCGAAUUUAGGUGUGAAAAAAAAUCAUAUUUUGGUAUGACAAAUAAAUGUCAUCGUACACUUUGAUAAAAAUGCCUUUGUAUAGUUUAAAAUUUCGAAUCUUAGUGUGAAAAAGAAUUCCUAUUUUAUUAUGAAAAAUGAAUGUCAUAGUAUAGCAUGACAAAACUGUCCUAGUAUAGUAUGUUGAAAAUGUUAAAAUUUAGUUUGAAAAAAAAAUCAAAUUUUAGAAUGAAAAAAAUCUCAUAUUAUAGUAUGAUAAAAAUGCCAUAGUAUAGUAUGUUAAAAACUUCAGAUUUUAGUGUAAAACCAAUUCCUAUAUUAGUAUGAAAAAUAAAUGUCAUAGUAUAGUAUGAUAAAACUGUCAUGGUAUAGUAUGUCUGAAAAUAUUCAUAGGGUAAAAAAUGAUAGAAAUUUCAUUGUGUUGUACAAUUAAAAUUGUAAUCAUAAAGCAUGUUUGUUCUUGGUCUGUGGAAAGAAGAUGGAGAGUCAAGCGUUAACCCAGGCAUGCACAGGAAGAAUAUGCAAACGUCCAACACACAAUGGCCCUGCCCUACCUGGGAAUUGAACUGGUGACCUUCUUGCUGUCAGGCACAUGCCAAACCUACUGCGCCACUGUGCUGUCCCAAAUUUCACACACCAAAGUCAAGUAUCAUAAAAACGUAACAGUAUAGUACGUCAAAAAAAAUCAGUAAAGCGAGAUAAAAAAAUGUAUAGUAUAGUAUUAAAAAAAAUGUUGUGAAGUAUGACAAAAAAGACAUAUUGUAUGAUAAAAAAAUUAAUAAUGAAGUAUGUUAAAAAAUGUUUUAGUAUAAUUUGAUUAAUAUUGUCAUAGUAAAGUAUAAUAAAAAAGUUAAUAGUAUAGUAUGAUAAAAAUGUCAUAGUAUAGUAUAAAAAUAUUAUGGUAUAGUUUUAAAAAGAUUUAAUAGUAUUGUAUAAUAAAAAAGGUCAUAGUAUAGUGUACUAAAAAUGAAAUAGCAUAGUAUGAUAAAACAUGUCAUAAUAUAGUGUGUUCGUUCAUGGUCUCUGGAAGGAAGACGCAGUGCUGACCCACGGAUGCAGAGGAAGAACAUGCAAACAUCACACUCAGAGACCAUGCCCUACCCGGGAUUCGAACUAGUGACCUUCAUGAUGUGAGACACCUGCCCUACCUACUGCGCCACUUAGCCAACCCAUGUGUGGUACAUCAAAAUAUAGUAUAAUAAAAACGUCACAGAAUAGCAUAUAUAAAAAAAAAAAGUUAUGUAAGAUAGAAAUGUCAUGGUAUAGUAUGAAAUAAAAUGUCAAUCGAGAAUAAUAUGUUUAAAAAAUGUCACAUUCUAAUUUUUUGUUUGUUUGUUUCAUUUUAUUUAGUUUAUUUUGUCCCAUUUUAUUUUUUAAUUUAGGUAAGUUUUGUUCUGUUUUUUUUUUUCAUAUUUUAUUUUGGUUUGUUUUAUUAUAUUUCAGUUUAUUUUAUUUUGUUUUAGUAUAUUUUGCAAUAAGAAAGACGUAAGUGUCAUACACAGAGAAUAAAAACAAAGGUAGAGGAGGUUCUUCUGUGUUACAGAGUCUCCUCACACUGAAGUACGUGUCCCUUUAAUGCAUGUGUGUGUGUGUGUGUGUGUGUGUGUUUGUUUGAUGUGAUGUUGAAUCAUUGAGCAGAUCAGAUCCUGGUGUUUAACAGACACAUUUAUAAAACAAGCUCUCCUCUGCUGCAGACUAAACACUGAAAUCAUGGUGGAGCUCAUCACACAGGACUCUCUCUCUCUCUCUCUCUCUCUCUCUCUCUCUGUUUCUGUUUAGCUGCUGAAUAACAGCGUGGAGGCCGUGGAGGGGACCAAUGGAGAGCUGCAUGACAAGGUAAAAUCCACAACAAGACUCUGAAAUACGGAGACGAAUAUUACACACACACACAUCUAUACAUGUUUAUGUGUCUAGAGAUAAACUUUUAACCCCGGAGCUGUUGAGGCGAGGGCUGAAGGAGGAUGAUCUAUAAAUAAAUCUGCACAGAGACGCCUCUCUGUGUAAAUCUGUGACGUGUUCGAUUAAACAUGUAUGAUCUGUGUAUAUUCCUAAGAGCCUGUUUCAUGCACAGCGUGUACAGCAUGUUCUCUGUGUUUGUAUGAGUCCGUGCAGAGGGACGCACUAAUGGUAGAAGUGUCAAAGGUCAAAUUACUGCAUUUAAGUUAAAGGAGUGACAUCAGCCUGGCGUGUUUAAAGAACCUCAGCUAACCGAUGACUGAUGUGGUUUACUGAUGUUUGUGCUGACAGGGUCUGAACGGGUGUGUUCCUGCUCUGUUCUUCAGCCGAGAGAGGAGGACCGAGGUCAUCAUGAGGGGCGGAGUCACAACUGAAAAGGAGGCGCUGCUUUUAGGUGGGUAUGACCUCCUGCUGAGAGAGAGAGGAGCAGUUUUACAGUUUUAGUAUCAGCACUUUGAAAUAAGAGGAUUAUGUUACAGUCUGGACCACUUUGGUGCAAAAUGAUCAAGAAGAAGUGAAACAAGAAGAAGAAUUCUCAGAUUAUGAUAAAGUAGGACCCUGUCGGACCCUGCUGGGCGGGGGUGUGGUAUCACUCCUCACUGUUGGAGUGCAGAGGCCCUGAGGCAGAGGGAGCACACCUGCCCUAAACUGCACGUGCGUGCAUGCUUUGAGGAGUCCUGCUCACAGACCUGGAUUACAGACGUGUGCCUUGAACUUCCUCACAGCUGUAAUAACAGAUUAACGUUCAUGUGGAGUCUGUGCAGGAGGUGCUGUUUAUGCUACACGUCUCUGCAUUGAUUUCUUUGUGUUUCCUGCAGAGACAGAGCGGUGCACAGCAGGCUCUGACUGUUUGUUAGCUUAGCAUUAAAGAUGAUUGAACACCCCCACACAUACCACUGACACUGAGGUGAGAGAGGCUCAUACAGCAGCAGCAGCAGCAUCAUGUACUCACAGUUUACACUCCGCUGUCUCCUUUCUGUGUGUGUUAACGUCACAAACACACAGCAGCUGGACUGAAUCCAUCUCAGCUGUGUGUUUGUCUCGGUGCUAUAAAUCCUGAUGCUGCAGGACGUGCAGCAGCAGCAGCUCUGAGAGCAGCUCGCAGUGAUCAGUGAGUCCGGAGCAGAGGAGAGCCGAGGAACAGCAGCAGCACAUUUAUCUCUAUUAGCUGUGCAGAGAAAAUCCAGAUAUGAAGGAGAGAGGAGGCUCACAGCCCCACAGUCUGCUGGAGACACAGGUCUCCAGGAGCUCUCACGGUCAGCUUCUCCACACAGAUGAGCGUCAGGAUGAUGAACUGAUGCAGAAAAGGUCCUCUGGUUUCACAGACUGUGGAGACUCCUCCAGACUUUCAGCUGAAACAACAACAGAGAGAGAGAGAGAGGGAGAGAGAGAGAGUCUGUCGUUAUUCAGAGGACGAGUUUCCUCUUUUAACUUUCUCUCAAAGUCAGGAAACAGGGGUAACGCUUUCUUUUAUGGUACACUUAUAACCAGGUAAUUAUCUGUUAAUUACCUGGUAAUUAACAGGUAACAACAUGAAAUUAUCUGGUAAUUACAUGAUAACUACUAAGUCAGUACUGUCUAUCUACCAGGUAGGUAACCUUCCAUCAUCGUACAGAUCUGAAGCUGAAUUGCUCUGAUAUCUCCAGGAUUUUCUCCGCUUCUUCGAACCACCUCUUGCGCAGUAGCGUUGUACACAUUCAGCGGGUGAGUCGCUGUGAUGACGCUCGGCUCAAACAGCGUAUCACUACGCAAUCUUCGCACGCCCAUAGGCUGUAUCAAGUGUCAGUCAUAGAAAAUAAGAACCUCAAAUAGCUUUUGAAAAUGGAAAAACUAGACAGUAUUGACUUAGUAGUAAUCAUGUAAUUACCAGAUAAUUUCAUGUUGUUACCAGGUAAUUAACAGGUAAUUACCUGGUAAUAAGUGUACCGUAAAAGAACGGGUGACCAACGUUUCCUGUUUGUGUGAAGGUGCUGAGAUCUUCUGUCUGUAUCUGUGUUUCUACUGGAGUCCGUUACCUUCCUCUGAAACCCUUUAUUUCACAAUAAAAGCUUAUCGAUAUGACGUCCUCAUCAACACAUCGACCCACCAUGACCCUGAAGACCCUGGACCUUCACAGACCUGCUGCAGUGAAUCUGCUUUCACCGUCACGCUGGAGUUUUUCUCAGAAAUGUGUUAAAACAUAAACAAGAACACCAAGAACAGCGAGCCUUUAGUGGUUUCCUCGCUGAGAGCUGGACUCUUAACUUUCUUCUUUAAGUGCACACACACUCACACACACACACACACACACACACACACACACACACACACACACACACACUCUGCAGCUCUGUUCCAUGUGAGCAGCUCUGCUGGAAGGAAUUGAAUUAGGCCCGUCUGUAAUUGCCAACGUUUCGCCACAUAAAUCAAGGAAAUAAAUAUUGGCUGUGCCCGGUCCUCCAGGGGACGCCACUCUACCCCCCAUCACACUCACACACACACACACACACACACACACACACACUCACACACAGCCCACUCCCUCUGCAUGACUGCCUACCUUCCCAGGACCUCUCAGGAGUAAUCACGUCAGGAGCGUUUUCUGCUCCAGCCAGCGGUUUUUCCAAAGAGCAGCUCUGCAGUUUGUUUAUUGUGCAGAACUUCAGGAGGAUGCAGGUCUUGGCCUCGACUCCACCUCCGCCUCCCUCUCUGUCAGCUCUAUAUUAGCCAGCUCUCUCUCAGCAUUCACCAACACAGAUGGCGGAACCUCCAUUAAGAGCGAGAACAUCAGACUGAUGCAGCAGAGCCGCUCGUUGUUAAAGGGCAUUCUGGUGUUUUUACACCUGCAGGUGGCGCUCACCUGUCUCACCUUUCUGUCUUCUUCUCUGCAGGCAUCAUCUCCACCUUCCUGCACGUCCACCCGUUUGGAGCGAACCUGGAGUAUCUGUGGUCCUACAUCCAGAGACUGGACUCAAAGGUAGAGACACUCACAUCCUGUAGGAUCAGGGUUCGAUCAACACGAGGCAGAGCUGGAAGGUUUUCAGCAGUCCAAGAAAAACACUCAAUCAUUAAAAUCAAGGAUCAUAAACCGGGUCUGCGGCCCCGUCUCAGAGGUCUCUGGUUUGAUUCCUCGCCACUCUGUAAAAACAGUCAUGGUCGCACCGUCAGCCGAUGAUGAGGAGCUGAGUUUAGUUCAGUUUUACUGACGUCUGAGAAUCAUUAUGAGUUCAUCUAUGAAGACGUGAACAAACGCUUUUUAACACCCAUGUGGAUGAAGAUGAUGAUGAAGAGGACUGAAGCAGAGCUGACUCACCUUUAAAAUACCUGGUUCAACCUCAGCCCACCUGUACCUCUCUCUCUCUCUCUCUCUCAGGUGUCUGCGGGCGAGCUGGAGCGCCUCAUGGUCCGUCUGCCCUCCAUGUUUCGUCAGGAGCUGAGCGGCGUCGGAGCGACUCUGGAGAAACGCUGGAAGUUUUGUGGUUUUGACAGUUUGGGCUCGGCGUGA